Zychaea mexicana is the source of this 2587-nucleotide messenger RNA. RefSeq lists its product as uncharacterized. The transcript has a single exon. Gene Ontology annotation, molecular function: zinc ion binding; DNA binding. The record is from RefSeq and is a predicted model, not a curated record. Gene Ontology annotation, biological process: DNA-templated transcription. Lineage: Eukaryota; Fungi; Mucoromycota; Mucoromycetes; Mucorales; Lichtheimiaceae. Bases 99 to 2378 code for a protein of 759 amino acids.
CUCUUUCUCUUUUCUUAUUUUGAAAAUAAGAAAAACACUAAUUUAUUCAUACGUCGUGUAACCUCGAUAGCCUCUGAUCAAUCAAAACACUACUAGUAAUGUUUGAAAGGCAAAGCGCAUACGAUAAAAAGAAGGUGAGUAAAGGGAAGCUCAGUGUGCCAGAAAGCAAGACUCCCUUCAUCAUGAUUGGCCUAGUCCACCUGGGAGCAGCAAAUUCAUUCGUCAAGUUUUUUUUGUAUUCACCCCCCCAGCCGUGUUCGGGUGGUUGCCGUGACACCAGCCGUUGUUGGCCCAGCGCAACCGAUGCUUGCCUCUCUCGUAUGCCGUCAACUAAGCUUAACGGAUCUAUCCCUAUAGAUCACUUUUUGAAAGAAGCACUCCAAAUCUUGCGACAUGCCAGUGUGUCAGUAACAGCUCCUGACAAUGCAGACGUUACUGACCACGACAACUAUAGCAAUGACGACGACGACGACUACGACGAUCGACCUAGGAAUAAUAGCGACAAGGAUCAACAAGCUGUCACCUGGAAGCUGAAUUUGUCUCCUACCACAAUGACACUGGACACCAACAUUCAAACGAUCACCGGUUUGGAAAAGGUUCUAGAGCAGCUCAGUCUGAACAUACAACCAAGACCACCACCGUUAAAACAACCUCCCUUGAUUUCGUCUCACGAGUACCAGAUGCCGGAUUACCUGCACUCAAUCGCCACAGCGCUGUAUCUAUCCUCUGUGUUUCCACUACCAAAAGCAGACAUUUUUCGGCAAUUCAACUCGAUGCAAUUGAUGCGUCAGUGCAUCCAAGCAUUUGUCAUGUGUGAUGGUGCGAUCUUCUUUCAUAUUCCUCGCCUCCUGGCCGAAACAGAACUGGUGUUAACGCAUCCUGCAGCAUCCAAGGAACACCCCAUCGAAACCUUAUUGGUGCUCAGUAUAUGCUCUUUGAUGAUUCGGCAUGUUAUGAUGCACAAGCAAGGUCCUCCACAAAUUGCGGCUGGUUUGAUGCACGCAUAUUACGCGCACGCACGUCUCCUGUUGCAAGAUCUAUUUGAUACUUGUCAUAUAUCUGUGGUUCAGGCGUUAUUCAUGCUAUCUGUGUAUCCGCAAGGACAUGUGGAUAUGUUCUCACCUUCAAGGACGCGCUCGCCAUUGUUUUCGGUAGCACUGCGGCUCGCGCUCUCCAUGGAUCUCCAUCGGAUCGAUCUACACAACGAUGACGACGACGACAACAACAACAACAAUACUGACGAAAACGAAAAUACCGCGGGAUCGGAGGAAAAGGAAAAACUACGACGGUUUUCAUGGAUGCUGCUAUGUGCGGAUUACUUUGCAGAUUGGAAUGGCUCGGGGACAGCGGGACGAAUUAAUGUAGCGGAUUGGCACGUCAAUUUUCCACAGCCAUUACCAGAUGAACAACAGGCGGCAAAACGAGUUGAAUAUUUGGCACUCUAUUCACGCGUCGUCAUGAUUCGCAAAAUGCACCUCUUUCGAUCCGCGUAUUCCAUCGUACAUCGAUCACCGAAGGGACGCGAAUCAUCCACGGAUGAAAUGCUCUUUGAAAAGUACAUGAACACACCCGCCCCCUUUCAACUCAAACAAGAUUUGAUGGAUUCUAGUACCAAGACUUGGUCACGAUCCGAUUUGGAGCCAUUGCUUUUGCACACGUUGUACUAUGACACCCUGAUAUCUACCCAUGUACCCUUCCUUCCGAAAAGAUAUCUGCAAACGCUUGAACGCGAAAGAUCAAUACGCGAAUCCCAUGUCAAAGACAUAUUCGAUCGGAUUAGCCAAUCAUCAGCACCAGCAUCACAGCCAUCAUCCUCACGACUACCAGACUAUGCAUCCUUUUCAAAAGGCUCGGAUUUGUACAGUAAUCGAAGAUCCCUGAGUAAUGGCGGUGGUGAUGGCGAUCUAUCAGCAUCAUUGUUAUCAGCCACUGAUGCGGAAUUUCAUACGGUUGUGGGCUGCUUGGAUGCCGCUAGUCACUUGACUCUUGUUCUGGAGCUCUUGCUCGUGGUGGAUCCCAUCGGCUGCUACCACAGUCCGGUGUAUGGCGCAUUGACCACUGCUCACGUGUACCAUAUGCUCGAAACCAACAGCCAAGAUGCAGAUGUAGUCAACGUAUGCCGUAUCAACCUAGUGCGGACGUUCCGAAUCAUCCAGCAGGCGCGUUUGAUUCAUGCGGAUGCAGUAGUGCUAUAUCUACAGCGGAUACUUCCUCAGUGGAUGGCAAUAUCGACGGAUGAACCGACUCUUCGGUUGCAGCAGCAAGCGUGUGGAACCAUGCAAACUCUUCGGGAGAGGGCUAAAUCAAAAGGAGCUUCCAUUCACAAUUCAUCUCCGGCUGAUGACAGUUUGCAGGUUGUAAAGACAGAAUCCACAUGAUGAUGAUGAUGAUGAUGAUGAUUAUGUACAUACCCCACCAUUUACAAUAACAACGUCAAUCCCCUUUCCUUCAUCCUUCUAUAUCCUACCAUGAACAAGCGCACGCACACGUCCUCGAAACGGAGCAAAAAAAGCAAUACACGACAUAUACAUACAACCAAGAGAGCUGCACAUACCCAACCAUGUUGAUUCGUUUUUACUUUUAUAUU